AUGAGUGAUGAAAAUGAACAAAAGAAAAACAUACUUGUUCAAGAAAUGAAAGAUUAUAAGAAUAGUGAAAAGAAAUUUCCUGAACUUUUAAGAAGUUGUGUAAUGGAAAAUGUUUCAGACAAGCAGGACGCGGAAAGAUUCUUAAAACUGUUUGACGAUGCAUACCUGAAAAUUAUGAAUCUUGAUGAACUAGAACUGUUAUGUUCUUUCAUCUUAAAAAAGAGAAAUAUUAACGUUAAGUGA
Messenger RNA from Plasmodium malariae, 243 nucleotides. Its product is annotated as conserved Plasmodium protein, unknown function. The transcript is spliced from 2 exons. Lineage: Eukaryota; Apicomplexa; Aconoidasida; Haemosporida; Plasmodiidae. The record is from RefSeq and is a predicted model, not a curated record. The coding region runs from base 1 to 243 and encodes 80 amino acids.